ACAAAAGCAAAAACCCCCACCCACAAAAUGGCCGACGACGGCCUCCUCCUCAACUUCAGCCUCGGCGACACAGUGCUCAAGCCCGAGACGCGCGUGAAGGGCGGAACAUGGCGCGACCGACUCAGCGUGCGAAAGAUGUCGCAACAGCGGGUGAAGAACCCGGAUGGGAACGCGCGGGUCGAGCAGGGGGCGCCGCGGAAUCCGAACCGGGUGCCGUUGCCGCUGUCUCGGCCGGUGAAGAGGCAGAGGGUGGAUGAGGGGGAUGAUAACGACAAUAGUACUAGCCAAAGAUACGGACACGGAUAUGGGCAUGGGCAGCAGCAACAGCAACAGCAACAGCAACAGCAGCAACAAUCCGGAAAGCCGCGGCAGAUCGUCUCGUCGCUAUUCUCGCGGAACCCGAAAGCGAGGAACGUGGAAGAGAAGAACACGGAGCCAGUGGAGGAAGCGAAGCCGACGAACGCGCCACUGAUCGACGGGCUGGAUACAUUCACGAACCUGGGCCUAUCGCCCACGCUGGCGGCGCAUCUCCUGACGAAACUGGAGCUGAAAGCGCCGACCGCGAUCCAAAAAGCAUCCAUCAGCCAACUCCUCAGAGAAGAAAGCGACGCGUUCAUCCAGGCGGAGACCGGGUCCGGAAAGACCAUGGCGUACCUGCUCCCCCUGGUGCAGCGGAUCAUGGCGAUAUCGAAGAACCAGCAGACGGCGGAGGCGGUGGUGCAGCGGUCCAGCGGAUUAUUUGCGAUCGUGCUGGCGCCGACGCGCGAGCUGUGUAAGCAGAUUUCCGUGGUGCUGGAGGGGCUGUUGCGGUGUGCGCAUUGGAUUGUGGGGGGCACGGUGAUCGGUGGGGAGAAGAAGAAGUCGGAGAAGGCGAGGCUGCGGAAGGGGCUGAAUAUUCUGGUCGCGACGCCGGGUCGGUUGGCGGAUCAUUUGGAGAAUACCCAGGCGUUGGACGUGAGUAAUGUGCGGUGGUUGGUGUUGGAUGAGGGUGAUCGGUUGAUGGAGUUGGGGUUUGAGAAGGAGUUGGCGGGGAUUAUUGAGAAGUUGGAUGCCAGGCAGAGACCGAGUCGCAUCCCGGGCAUUCCGGGCAAGAGGACGACGAUUCUGUGUUCCGCCACGCUGAAGAUGACGGUCCAGAAGCUGGGAGAGAUCAGUUUGAAGGAUGCGGUGCAUAUUCAGGCGGAUCCGGCGGAUGAGGAUGGCGAGGUCAGGAAGAAGGGCGAGGAGGAUGCGUUCCUGGUCCCUGCGCAGCUUAAGCAGUCGUAUGCGAUUGUGGCAGCCAAGCUGCGGCUGGUUACGCUUACGGCUCUGAUGAAGCGCACGUUUAUGAGGAAGGGGUCUGUCAUGAAGGCUAUUGUGUUCGUGUCCUGUGCGGACUCGGUCGACUUUCACUUCGAGCUGUUUACGCGGAAGCAGGAGCAGGAGGGCGCAGAGGAGAAGGAGAAGAAGAAGAAGAAAGAGAGUGACAAUGACAGUGACAGUGACAGUGACGAUGAUGAGAAGAAACCCGAUCUGUCGCCCCACGGAACCAUCGCGCCGGCGACGGCCUUCUCGAACCCCUCGAACCCGGUUACUCUCCACCGACUGCACGGUUCUCUGCCCCAACACGUCCGGACAGCCACGCUGGGAGCGUUCGCGAAAAGCCCCAACGCGUCCGUCCUCAUCUGUACCGACGUCGCCUCUCGUGGUCUGGAUCUGCCGAACAUCGACCUGGUGGUGGAAUACGACCCGGCGUUCAGCGCCGAGGAUCAUCUGCACAGAAUCGGACGUACGGCGCGUCUGGGACGUGACGGUCGUGCGCUCCUGUUCCUCAUGCCCGGCUGCGAGGAGAGCUACGUCGACAUCCUCAAGCGGAGCUACCGGGACGGCGGAAAGGCGCUGACACGGCUGGACGCAGACGGGAUCCUGAAGCGCGGGUUCGGCGGAAACGUGCAGUCGCAGAGCCUGGACUGGGAGGAGAAGGCCACGGAGUGGCAGCUGGACGUGGAGCGGUGGGCGCUGGAGGACAAGAAGUAUCUCGAGAUGGCGCGUCGCGCGUACCAGUCGCACAUCCGGGCGUACGCCACGCAUAUCGCCAACGAACGCCACAUGUUCGACAUCAAGGAGCUGCAUCUGGGCCAUCUGGCGAAGAGUUUCGCGCUGCGCGACCGGCCCAGCAAGAUCAACGUGCCGGGACUGCGUCAAGGAAAGGAGGAUCUGAAGAAGGACUUCAAGGCGUCGAGGAACGCGGCGGGCAGGAAGAGGAAGGCCGGGGACGAUGACGACGAGCGUCCCAGUGUCCACGACACGCGCACGGCCGCGCAGAAGAUGAGAGCCAAGAUGAAGGAGCACAUGGCCGGCGCCAACGAAUUCAACCUUGCCUAGGUAGUCUGUCUGUUUGUCUGCUCACUCACUCUGUAUAUAGCGAUCAAUAGAUAUCCCACAAUGAGAUCUUUCCGUCUUUCGACCCGGCCGCUAGCCAAUGCGUGUCCUGCACCUUCUGGUUCCGUUGGCGAUGCACCGUCGCGAGCGAGAAGUCGCGUGUCGUAACCUGCGUACCCCCAUUUGCAUUUGCAUCUGCAUCAGCAUCAGACGUAGUCGUCUCCCCAGUCAACACCCCCCCAAACCCAACCGCAUAACACCCCUCCUUAUGCCACUUCAACACCGCCAGCUCCUUCAUCGUCUUACACGAAUACAC
Messenger RNA from Aspergillus heteromorphus CBS 117.55, 2677 nucleotides. It is a transcript of the gene dbp7, whose product is annotated as putative ATP-dependent RNA helicase. Gene Ontology annotation, cellular component: nucleus. The transcript has a single exon. Bases 28 to 2364 code for a protein of 778 amino acids. The record is from RefSeq and is a predicted model, not a curated record. Gene Ontology annotation, biological process: ribosome biogenesis. Gene Ontology annotation, molecular function: ATP binding; nucleic acid binding. NCBI's taxonomy places the organism in Eukaryota, Fungi, Ascomycota, Eurotiomycetes, Eurotiales, Aspergillaceae.